CGCGACAACAGACCCGUUUACAUAACAAUCAAGCUUUGUUAAUUGUGUCCAAUGAAUCUGGCCGGCAAAGUGGUCCUCAUCACCGGUGCGAGCAGUGGCAUCGGUGCGGCGACCGCGCUUAAGUUCUCGCAGCUCGGUGCAUCGCUUGCGCUAACCGGACGCAAAGUAGACAACCUGAACGAUGUCGCUAAACAGUGCACCGGAUCGGCUGGCUCCCCGUUCGUGGUCGCUGGAGAUAUUACCAAGGAGGCCGAUACGGAGCGCGUGCUGAAGGCCACCAUCGAGAAGUACGGCAAACUGGACGUGCUGGUGAACAAUGCGGGUAUCAUCGAGACGGGAACCAUCGAAACGACCAGCCUGGAACAGUUCGAUCGGGUAAUGAACACCAACAUCCGGUCGGUGUACCACCUCACGAUGCUGGCCGUACCACAUCUCGUACAAUCGAAGGGCAACGUGGUGAAUGUGUCCAGUGUCAACGGGAUCCGCUCGUUCCCGGGUGUGCUGGCGUACAACAUCUCGAAGAUGGCGGUCGAUCAGUUUACGCGCUGCGUCGCCCUCGAGCUAGCCGCCAAAGGAGUGCGUGUGAACUGCGUCAACCCAGGGGUGACGGUUACCAACCUGCACAAGCGAGGCGGCAUGGACGAGCAGACGUACGCCAAGUUUCUGGAGCACUCGAGAAACACCCACGCCAUGGGCCGGCCGGGACAGGCGUCCGAGGUGGCCGAUGCCAUCGUGUUUCUGGCCAGCGACACGUCGUCUUUUGUAACCGGAGCCAGCUUGCCAGUGGACGGAGGCCGUCACGCCAUGUGCCCACGCUAGUGCCAAAACGUAGGUGUAAGACGAAAACGAAAAACGCAUUCUCAUUCUUGUUACAGUAGAAAGCUUAUUUUACUUCGAUACGCUUCGAAUAAAAUGCUCUUGAUUU
Anopheles nili is the source of this 925-nucleotide messenger RNA. RefSeq names its product 3-oxoacyl-[acyl-carrier-protein] reductase FabG-like. The transcript has a single exon. NCBI's taxonomy places the organism in Eukaryota, Metazoa, Arthropoda, Insecta, Diptera, Culicidae. The record is from RefSeq and is a predicted model, not a curated record. Gene Ontology annotation, molecular function: oxidoreductase activity. The coding region runs from base 52 to 819 and encodes 255 amino acids.